AUGACAGGUUCCAUUGACCUUCCCCUGAUUAAUCUAACGAACUCAGAUUUCGAUGCUGCUGGUAGAGCAGUAUUAGACGCGGCAGUUACCUAUGGCUUCCUAUAUAUCGAUAGCAGAGCCACUGUUUUCUCAUCUGAUGAUGUGAACCGAGUCUUUGGAAUGGCAGAAGAAUUCUUCCAGCUGCCUGUACCUGAUAAGGCGCGAUACCGGAGGGGAUCAGACAACAAAGGUUGGGUGGGAAUGAACGUCGAGACUUUGGAUCCUGAGCAUCACGAGAGGGGUGAUUUUAAAGAGGCAUUCAAUAUUGGCGAGCUCCAAGAUGAGAAGGUUAAACAACCACUGCCAGCAUGUCUGAUGUCCCGUGAGACAGAUAUCGCUCGUUUCACAAAUCUCUGUAAUAAGACGUGUGACCAAAUUCUUAGACUCUUGGCACGUGGUCUGGAGAUCCCCAAUGACUUUUUCGCCUCUCGACAUGACCCUGCCAAAGGCUGCACGGGAAACUCACUGAGACUUUUGUAUUAUCCUGAAUCAGCUUCCUCCUACCGUCCUGACAAGGACAUCCGAGCGGGGGCGCAUUCGGAUUAUGGCAGUAUCACAUUGCUCUUUCAGCGGCCUGGCCAGCCAGGCCUGGAGAUUUUGACUUCCGAUCAAAAGUGGGCCCCUGUCCCGGUGUAUCCAGGGGAUCCGGCCGAAUUUCCGUUUCCCCCAAUUCUAGUCAAUAUCGGUGAUAUGUUGAGCUAUUGGACUGAUGGGCUGCUCAAAUCAACAGUCCAUCGAGUCGUAUUUCCACACUCCGAUCACUCGGGUGUGAGCUCACCUGCUAGAGACCGCUUUAGCAUCGCCUUCUUCUGUCAGCCCGUUGGAAGCACAGAGCUCAUACCAGUCCCCAGUAAAGUAGUUAAUGACUACCGACGAGAGAAGCAAGAUGUGAAUCUCAACUUGGUUGUCGGUUAUGGGGGUGGUGCAAAUGCUCUCGAUAUCGAUCAGCAUCGGUUAACAGCCGGUGAACACUUGCAAUCCCGAUUGGCUGCAACUUACAAUACGAUUAAAUGA
This is a messenger RNA of Penicillium atrosanguineum, 1053 nucleotides long. RefSeq lists its product as uncharacterized. The transcript has 6 exons. The coding region runs from base 1 to 1053 and encodes 350 amino acids. Lineage: Eukaryota; Fungi; Ascomycota; Eurotiomycetes; Eurotiales; Aspergillaceae. The record is from RefSeq and is a predicted model, not a curated record.